This is a messenger RNA of Saxophila tyrrhenica, 717 nucleotides long. RefSeq lists its product as uncharacterized. The record is from RefSeq and is a predicted model, not a curated record. The transcript is spliced from 3 exons. Lineage: Eukaryota; Fungi; Ascomycota; Dothideomycetes; Mycosphaerellales; Extremaceae. The coding region runs from base 1 to 717 and encodes 238 amino acids.
AUGUCGAAGCGCAAGGGCCGCGGGCAAGCUGCCAAAGGAAGCACCAGCCGGGGAAGCAAUGCGAAAGGACAUGGUGGGCAGAGCAGCAGGAACAACGCUGUUCCUGGCCAGCACCCCCACGAUGCUCAAGCGGUGCGCGAUACAGCACAGAGACAAGCGGAAAGGGCCCGCCAGACAAGGGAAGAAGCUUAUACCGGAAAGCUCCAGAGGCAGCAGCGAGAGAAGCGUUUCUUCAGCUUCCGCAUCACGUGCGAGAAGCCGGCUUGGCGCAAGACCGUGAAUCGGAAAGCACACACCAUCACGAGCAGAGGCCAAGUCCAUGAUGUGCCGGCAAUGGAGGGCGCACAAGCCGAGGUUUGGACCACUUUGCGCGCGGAUAAUGCGAUCACAUACCGCGUGCUCAUCGACAAUCAGAAGGGGCUGAACUUCUUCGUGUCCUUGAAAGACACCAAAUGGGCUCGAAGUGAAGGGGAUUCCAACGAGCUGUUCAGGCGCUUGAAGCGCAAGAAGAACACAGCGAAAGCACUGACUGCCGCAGAGGCGAGCUGUGCGUUCAGGGGAUGGGAAUUGGGUUUAACGAAGAUCGAAGCAGAGGUGGCGGCACUCCAUCCACUAUGUUUGACAGCAGCUCUAGACUUCCUCGAACAUUGGAGGGCGCACAAGCCGAGGUUUGGGCCACUUUGCGUGCGGACAACAAGGGUCCGUGAUUAUCAGUGA